CUGCUGACCAGCAGGACAACACGGUUCUCAGACUUUUGAGACUUCCCUGAAAUCUCUGAAACUGUGAAACGAGAGACCGUCUGAAGCAGAAGCCUAAACAUGCAUCGAGAAGGAUUUUUCUUGACACUUUGGGUUCUUAUUGUUCAAAGUGCCUCAAAAAAUUGCAUUCUCCGCUCUCAAAUCCACGUGGUCGAGGGAGAGCCUUUUUAUCUGAAGCCCUGUGACACCUCUGCCUCUGUGCACAAGAAUGAAGCAGCCAGCAUCCGGUGGUUCAAAGACAGUGGCCCUCGUGGAUAUGAGGAGCUGACCGCUGAAAACUCGUCCAGGAUUACUCUUCACAGUAAUGUUUUGGAAUUCUGGCCAGUUGAGCUGGAUGAUGAGGGAACAUACUCUUCCCGAGUGGGAAAUGAUAAUCAGACUUGGACCUUAAAUGUCACCAAGAGAAACGCACACAGCUGCUUUUCUGAAAAGCUGGUGAGGAGUAGAGAAGUGGAAAUCGGGAAAUCUUUGUAUAUACCUUGUGAAAACCCCAACUACAGUGAGCAGAUCAACCGCACGUCACUGUAUAAGAACUGUAAAGAAAUAUUCAAAACCCAAAAGAUCCUGAAGAAUGCGGAGUUUGGAGACGAGGGUUAUUACUCCUGCGUGUUUUCUGUCCACCACAAUGGGAAGCAGUACAACAUCACCAAGACCGUCAACAUCACAGUUAUUAAAGGAAACAAUAAAAUAAUCCCAGCUAUUCUGGGGCCGAAGUUGGACAUUGUUGGAGCAGAGCUAGGAAAAGGUGUGGAACUUAGCUGCAUUGCUUUACUGAAUGAAAAUGAUCAGCUUUAUUGGAGCCUCGGGAAAGAAGACAGAUCAGACCCUAAUGUGCAAGAAGAUGAGAACAAGACGACUUGGACUUCUGAAGGCAAACUGCAUGCUUUAAAAACUCUGAGGAUUCAGAGGAUUACUGAAAAGAAUCUCAAUGUUCUGUACAAUUGCACCGUGACCAACGAUGAAGCCACAGACACCAAAAGCUUCAUCCUGGUGAGAAAAGAAAUGGCUGAUAUCCCAGGCCACGUUUUCACGAGGGGAAUAAUUGUGGCAGUUUUCAUCUCCGUGGCAGCAGUUUCUGUGGUGGUUUUGUGUGUCAUCUACAAAGUUGAUUUGGUUCUCUUCUAUAGACGCUUACUGGACAGAGAUGAAACCCUAACAGAUGGUAAAAUGUACGAUGCGUUUGUGUCUUACCUGAAAGAGUGUCAUCCUGAGAAUGGAGAAGAAUAUGCUUUUGCUGUGGAGACAUUACCCAGGGUCCUGGAGAAACAAUUUGGGUAUAAGUUGUGCAUAUAUGAAAGAGAUGUGGUGCCUGGCAAAGCCAUCGUUGAUGAGAUCCAUUCGCUGAUCGAGAAAAGCCGCAGGCUAAUCAUUGUCCUAAGCAAGAGCUACCUGACCAAUGAAAGCCGGUUGGAACUCGAGAGUGGCCUCCACAAAGCACUGGUGGAAAGGAAGAUUAAAAUAAUCCUCAUUGAGUUCACUCCGGCGAGUAGUGGCUCCUUUCUGCCCCCGUCGCUGAAACUCCUGAAGUCCUCCAGAGUUCUGACCUGGAAGGCGGACAAGUCACUCUCACAUAACUCCCGCUUCUGGAAGAAUCUUCUCUACCUGAUGCCUGCAAAAGCCAGCAGGCCGUGGAGAGAAGAGUCAGAGGCAAUGCCUGUGCUUUCAGCACUCUGAGCUCCUGAAAAGCUCAAUGUCGAAGGAACUGGCACCCUUCUAGAUACCUGUGUGUGUGGUUAUUCCCAACAGGGCGGUCAUUCGAAAGACUGAAUUCUGUUAGCAUCUCUCCCAGAAUGAGAUUUGCCAUCGGGUCAUCAGAGAUGAAACAAAACCUUGAU
Messenger RNA from Psammomys obesus (fat sand rat), 1874 nucleotides. RefSeq names its product interleukin 18 receptor 1 (gene Il18r1). Gene Ontology annotation, molecular function: interleukin-18 receptor activity; interleukin-18 binding. The transcript has 11 exons. Gene Ontology annotation, biological process: interleukin-18-mediated signaling pathway; positive regulation of type II interferon production. Lineage: Eukaryota; Metazoa; Chordata; Mammalia; Rodentia; Muridae. The coding region runs from base 100 to 1713 and encodes 537 amino acids. The record is from RefSeq and is a predicted model, not a curated record.